This is a messenger RNA of Cryptomeria japonica (Japanese cedar), 2390 nucleotides long. Its product is annotated as disease resistance protein RPV1-like. The record is from RefSeq and is a predicted model, not a curated record. Gene Ontology annotation, biological process: defense response to fungus. Bases 619 to 1608 code for a protein of 329 amino acids. NCBI's taxonomy places the organism in Eukaryota, Viridiplantae, Streptophyta, Pinopsida, Cupressales, Cupressaceae. The transcript is spliced from 2 exons.
UUAGUAAUUAAUCGUGAAAUACCAAUAGUGCCUGUCUCGCUUCGCUGGUUUCAAAUUGGCAAGCGAAAACUUCCGUCAGGGUUAUUAAGAGAGCUGGUCUGGCUUCGCUGGUUUGGAAUUGGACGGCCGAAACUUCCGUCAGGGUUUUCAUUGAAAAACUUGGGGGUUUUACAACUCUAUGAAGAUUAUAGUUCGUAUUUGGAAGGGGAACAUCACUUAGAAGAGCUGUGGGGGAGGCUGACGGCGAGGUAAGCAGUGUCCAUUUUACCUGUUUUAAUUCUAUAUUUCAAUCCUUUUAAAUCUACUCGGAAAUGUGUUUUGCAGACCCCUGUGCAGUUAAGGCAGUUGCUUCUUUCUCGUUGCUACAAAUUUAAAAGUUUUCCAAAAUCAAUACGACAUCUCAAUUAUUUAACAAAGAUAGUAAUCACUUGGGGCUACAGUGUUAGGAGUCUACCAGAUGAAUUUUGCCUUAUCCAUUCGCUGGAAUACUUGGUGUUAGAUGAGUGUAGGGAGUUAUCAUCACUACGGAACAACUUUGGCAAUUUGAGAAAUCUGCAGCAUCUAAGCUUGUCGUAUUGCUGGAAGUUGAGGUGGUUGCCGGUUUCUUUUAAGAACCUGAUGCUACUGGAACAUCUCAAUUUAUUUGGCUGUAGUGAUCUCAAAUUCACGUCAGAGGACAUAAACUUUCUGAAAAGCCUCACAAAGCUCGAUUAUUUGAACCUUUCUUACUGCAAACAAUUGGAAGAGUUUUCUUUUCCGGCGUCCUUGAGAGAACUUGAUUUCCACAAUACCAGUUUAAGGGAGCUAACAGAUAACAUCGGUCAACUCAGCAAGUUGAGAAAGAUGCUGAUAGCACAUGUGUUGUUGACAGCUUGCCGACCUCUCUUGGAAAUUUGUCUUCCUUCGGAUCUUGAAAUUAAGCUUUGUAAAAAACUGGAAUGUCUGCCUAACUCUCUUGAAAAUUUGUCUUCCUUGACGAAUAUUACAAUUUCUUGUUGUCCUGAAUUGCAACGUCUACCUGAUUCUCUUGGAGAUUUGUCUUCCUUCACGAAUCUUCAAAUUGUAUAUUGUAAUAAUCUGGAACGCCUACCUGACUCUCUUGGAGAUCUAUCUUCCUUGACGAAUCUUUCAAUUAAAGGUUGUCCUAAGCUGGAACGUCAAGGAGUGAAAUCUCUACCAAAAUCAAUUAGGCAACUUAAUAAUCUUCAAGAGCUGAAUCUAUCCAUGUGCCCAAUCAGCGAAUUGGAUUUUGGGGCGGCAUCAUUGAGCAACCUAAAGAAGAUAUAUUUGGGAGAGACAGAAGUGUGCAGAAUUUCAUUUUCUGAAGACUCUUGUCCCCACUUGGAGAGCCUUGGUAUUUUCGAGAAUAAACAUUUAGAGGAGAUCGAAGCACUGCCAAAGACCCUCCAGACAAUAGUUUUGGUACUCUCUGAAAUGCUGAAGAGCAUUCCGAGCUUGGCAGGAUUUACUUCUCUGAGAGGAUUUUGUCUAAGAGGUUGUGAUGGAAUUGAGAAAAUCGAAGGUUUAGAGGGCUGCACAAGCUUGCAAGUAUUGAAAGCUGAAUUUGAAGAGGCUGCAACUCAGAGAAAACAAGGGAUCAGCUAUUGAACGUUGUAUUCAAACGAAACAGAAAUGGCCAGAUGAUAUAAUGAUAUGUGCACGGGCAGUCCCUGAUGCGGCCUCACUUGUACACUCCUUACUUUCUCCGAGUCUCGUGAUCCUUGCCUCCAUCUCCAACCACAACAUCUCCAAGUUCGACACGGAAUUGGCGCUGAAGAGUCCCUCCAGUGGUGGUGCCUUCAUGUUCUGUUUUGUCAUAAAUAGGGUUUCUUCGCAAAUGACACUAUGGGGUAGGCUUCGUAGCCAUAGCCGGGAACAUUCAGUAAAGGUUGAAAAGGGUAGAUGGGUAUUGGUAGGUAUCUUCAGACAGCCCAGAUUUUUUAUUCAAGAGGUCGAAAUUGCAGAGAAGUUCAUAGUAUCGAGAGGCUACAGAGGAGAGGGAGAAGUGGAGAAAGGUUUGGUUGUGAGAGGGAAACAUCAAACACCAGUGGAGGAAGUCCGCAGUUUAUUGCCGUUUUUGUUGCAAAGUUAAUAUAGGAAGAGCACCAGUAGUUGAACACCUUAAUUUCGGGCUUCUCAAAAUCUUACGUGGAAAUUUCAAAUAACUCCCAAUUUUUUUACAGUAGCUUACUUGGCAAGUCCCCUGCUUAUAACUAAGCUUUCAGCGCCACAUCAUCAAGUAUGUUGCUACAUCAGUAUGCUUUUUGCCAAGGUGUCCAAAACAGCCAAAAAAAAAAAGUGAGACCAAUAGGCGUGCAAAAAAGGCCCCAAUAGUUGUGCAGCUGAUAUGGCAUCCCCUGAUUGGUUACUUUUUACAAUAUUAGAACACU